Messenger RNA from Paramecium sonneborni, 1338 nucleotides. The record is from the annotation of a GenBank genome assembly. Lineage: Eukaryota; Ciliophora; Oligohymenophorea; Peniculida; Parameciidae.
AUUUAUGCAAGCAACAAGUGAGCAAGUAUGUGAAAAAAUUUAAGUCAUAGCCACAAUAUACAUCAUUAGAAAACUAUGACAAUAUAGAAUAAAUCAGAAGUAAGUUUCCUGCUUUAGCUAAUAUCAACAUUGAUCAUAAAUUUGAUAAUAUAAAGGAUAGUAGAUUCUUUAUAAUAAGAACUUAAGGAGAAGAUAAUGUUCAUAGAGCUAUGAAAUAUGGAAUUUGGACAAGGUAAAGUUUUAAUUAAGGAAAGCUCUUCUCGUAAAAAUGAAAGAUUAGAUGAGGCAUUCAAGAAUAAAAAGGAAGAUGUUUAUUUAUUUUUUACUGAAAUAAAUAGUAUGUGUUUUAGUGGAAUGGCUAAAUUAACUUCUUAGUUUAAUGCAAAAUCUCAUUUUAAAUAUUGGUUAAUUGAGAAUAAAUGGUUUGGGACAUUUUAAAUUCAAUGGGUAAAUUGUUAAUAUUAUUUUGUCUUAGCUUUACGUUAAAGACUUACCAUUUAAACUAUUUGAUGAGAUUAAAUAAAUCUAAAAACUAGAGGGAAGUGAAGAAACCUUAAAGUCAGUCUAUGAUCUUAUUGAUUGUACUGAACUUACAACAGAGAAUGGCAUAAAAAUGGCUUAAAUAUUUUAAUUAGAAAAAACUAAUAAGAGUUUGUUUGAAGAAUUUCCUUAAUUAGAUAAAUUAGAAGUAUAUUCAUUAAUUUAUAAAAACUUAAGUAUGAAAGUAGACAAGAAAGAACUAAUAAUAUUAGAUUUGAGAAAAAAUUCUAGGAAUUAUCAGCAGUAUUUGAAACUAUUCCAUUUUCUUUUUCAGUUGCUUCAUAUGAAAGAAAAAAAACAAAUAGAAAAGCAUAAGGUUCUUAUUAUUAAUCUUAAUAUAACUAAUAAUAUUAUUAUUAAUAGCCUUAUCAAUAGUAUUAUUAAUAGCCAUUUGUAGGUAUUUUAUAUUGUAUAAAAAUAGGUUAUUAAUUUUAAUAAACACCACAAUAUUGGUAAUUUAAUAAUGGAUUUUAUUAAAAUUAAUAUCAAUAGAACUAAUAUAAUAAUAAAUAAAGUUUUAAUAAACAAUAACAACCAUAUGACAAAAAUUAAUAUUAAUAAAAUAAUUAUUAGAAUUAAUAAUAGUAAUAAAAUGUGAAUACAUAAUAACCAUAAUAAAAUUUAACUUAAGAAGAAAAUUAAGAUUUGUAGAGUGUACCUCUAGAACAAAGAUUUUAAGUAAAUAGUCAGUAAUUGCAAAAGAGAGGAAAGUUUGAUAAAAACAGAAACAAGAAUAACAAAGACAAUGUAUAAUAUGUAGAAAAACAUUAAACAGAAGCUCCUGUAUAAAAAUAUUGA